Auxenochlorella protothecoides is the source of this 1416-nucleotide messenger RNA. Its product is annotated as Phosphatidylinositol N-acetylglucosaminyltransferase subunit P. The transcript is spliced from 7 exons. The record is from RefSeq and is a predicted model, not a curated record. Lineage: Eukaryota; Viridiplantae; Chlorophyta; Trebouxiophyceae; Chlorellales; Chlorellaceae. The coding region runs from base 1 to 1416 and encodes 471 amino acids.
AUGUCGAUAGGAGAAGAAGGCACACGGGGUGUCUCCUCGGUGGAAGUGUACGGCUUCGUGGGCUGGAUAUCCUCCUUCGUGGCCUACGUGCUAUACCUGGUGUGGGCCUACACACCCCCGCAUCUCCUUGCACGCAUCGGUGUGACGUACUUUCCCACCACCUACUGGGCCCUAGCCAUCCCUGCCUGGUGCUGCGUCACAGUGCUCUGCCUCAUCCUCGGCUAUGAAGCAUACAAUGCGACCCUGGGUCAGAUCCCCGACGACCCAGCUGUUGUGGCAGCCCCAUUCUGUCCAAUUGACAUGGAGCACGGACCCCUGCCCCAGCUCUUCAGCCGUCCUGGCCAGACAGAAAUUCUCCCCCUCCUCGAACUGCCUGCGUCUGUGGUUGAAGAUGUCCUGAGGCAUGGCAUGAAGCCCGCAGGUGAGUUUGUGGGGGCUUUUAUUGUAGAGGAGAGAAUCUGUACUUGGUACAUAAGUUGCCUACUACACACAUGGUUGCCUGUGCCAUGCAUCUCGUCGUUCAACCCACACCACACACCACACACCAAAGCAGAUGCUGAGGCGCGUCGUUCACAACAGAUCAAUGAGACUCUCGUCGCCCAGGCCGGCAGUCGAGCGCUGAACCCCGACAGAUCGCUGUUGGAGGUGGCCUUCACCCUCCAGGAUGGGACUCCUGCCUCGGUGCGGGCCUCCCUUCCCCCCACCUUCCCCCAGGACCCGCCCUCCCUGAGCGCCACGCCAGCGCUGCAGCACCCCUGGAUCAACCCCGACGGCAAGCUGGAGCCCCCCUCCCUCGCGUCCUGGGGCAGGGGCGGGGCGCGCCUGGCCGCCGUCGUGCAACAAGUCGUGGCUGAGCUGGCUGCCAAGGCGCGGGCCUCCCCCAGCGCCCACACCACCUACGCCGUGCCCGCCACUCCCAACCCCAUCUCCCCCACCCUCCCCGACCUCCCGCGCUCCUUCCCGCUGCUGGACUCGCUGUCCAACGAGCAGUUGCUGGAGGCCCUGACCCAGCCCAGCAAGUUUGAGGAGCUGGAGCGCCGGCCCGUGGAGGCGGCCUGGCAGCAGGCGAGGGAGCUGGCGGAGGGCAACAUCGCCCGCGGCGACGAGAUGGCGGACUGCGCCAACCAGAUCGCCAUCAUCCAGUCCAGUGAGUACCAGCCCGCGGAGACCGCGUUCCGGGACCUGCACGCCCGCCAGAAGGCCGUCCUGGACAAGCUGGCUCCCCGGGUGCUAUUGGAGCGGCUCGCCGCCUCGGCUAAGGAGGCAGAGGCGGCGUCGGAUGUCCUGGUGGCAGGGGUCUCUGGCGGGCAUAUGAGCGUGGAGGCGUGGGCGGAGCAGUACAUGCGGGCGCGUACCGCCUACCACAUGCGCGACCUCAAGCACCAUGCUGCGCAGCAGAGCAUCCCCCAGACCUGA